AGAAAAGCUCAUGAGAUUCUCAAAAGCUAUGGCGAUUCUCAAAAGCUACGGCUUUCUAAAAUAAAACAGCUGUUGCAAAGCUUCCUCUCCACAUCACCUGUGCGGUGUUGCUGCAAACUUUCUCCCACAGCUGCACAGCCUAUGACCUACACAUCGUUCCAGCGCUGCUAGAAUGCAAGCGAAAGAGCCACUGAUGAAUCGAGCGUGCCUCACUUCUUUGUUCGUCCAGGCUGCCAUCCUGCUUACCGUUAUACCACUGGCUACCUCAUGUACGCUGAACUGUGAAGGACGGAGGCGACCAUUAUGCCUCUAUGGCCCGACGGGCAACUGCACGUGCACAUGUGGUAAAUAUUUAUCUGCGUUAUUUUGUUCCGCCAACGACCAAUUGCCCCCCUUUGAGGUCGGAGCUUCCAACUGGUUGUCCAGAAAAUGGUUAUUCGCUUACGUGCCAAGGUUGGCAAUUUCUGGCAGAAUAUUUUGUGUGCACAUGCCGCUGCAAACCACUCGCUGCUGUAAAGUAUUCGGGCCGGUAAACCAAGUGCGCAACCCCAGGCACUGACUAAGGCUCCCCCUGAAGUUCUGUGCGGGCACAUGGUCUCAAGAUUGCAUUGAGACCUGGGAUCUUCACUGACUAGAAAACUGCGUUUCUCUUUACCGAUGGCAAAAUAUCCUCACGAUUUAGGGCAGUCCGUGAACACUGUGCAUGCUUAUACCUGCGAACCUGUGAACUUUAUCAUCUUUAUAAAGUUUUAAUAAAGGUCCCGCUGCGCACUGA
Dermacentor andersoni is the source of this 775-nucleotide messenger RNA. Lineage: Eukaryota; Metazoa; Arthropoda; Arachnida; Ixodida; Ixodidae. The record is from RefSeq and is a predicted model, not a curated record.